GAUACCCUUCUCCUCUGUUUUUGAGAAAAAGUUUCAGAGCAAGUAACAGAAGAACAGAGCAUAAUGGCCAUAAGAAAAUCCACUAAGCUACCGCAAGCAGAAGUGAUAAAGCAAAUAGUGAGAAGGUGUUCGAGUUUUGGAAAGAAACAGGGAUACGAUGAAGAGGGUCUUCCAGAAGAUGUGCCAAAAGGGCACUUUGCAGUGUAUGUUGGUGAAAACAGGACAAGAUAUAUUGUCCCAAUUUCAUGGUUGGCUCAUCCACAGUUUCAAACUCUUCUCCAAAGAGCUGAAGAGGAGUUUGGCUUCAAUCAUGAUAUGGGCCUUACCAUCCCGUGUGAUGAAGUUGUUUUUGAGUUUCUUACCUCAAUGAUUAGCCCCAAAUAACAUUUUUACUUUUGCUUUUCUAAUUGUAUAUAACUUCCUGCAUCUCGUUUCAUUUCU
Vigna umbellata (rice bean) is the source of this 441-nucleotide messenger RNA. NCBI's taxonomy places the organism in Eukaryota, Viridiplantae, Streptophyta, Magnoliopsida, Fabales, Fabaceae. The record is from RefSeq and is a predicted model, not a curated record.